AAAGAAAAGUGAAAUCAGUCAGUAUGCAUUGUGAAUUUUCCAAUAAAGAUAAUUAAAUAUUUAUUUGGAAACAUUUUUCCUUAUUUUUUAAAAAUAAAAAAAGGAAGAAAUAUUUUAGCAAUUAUGUUCUAGUCAAAUUCAAAUUAAUUCUCCUCAAUUAUCCUUUGGUUUUGUGGUAUCUUUUGUAGAAUUGGAAAUCAAAUCAAAGAGAGUGAAGAAAGUUUCUAUUUCAGCAUAUUACAUAGAAUGUGUAUAUGAGAAAUGCACUGAAGAUGGAAACCAUAAGGCAGGAAUUACUAUCCAAAUAGUUUUUAGUGUGCAAUUUCGGACGAGAUUCAAGCAACAUUUUGAGUUGCUGCAAACUAAACGCGUAAUAGUGAUUAUUUUAAAUUGGUAUUUAUUGCAUUGCUGUUUAUGGAAUGGCAAAUGAUAUUAACCAAACAGGUGACUAUGGGACGAAUAUACGAUAUGAGCCACGGAUGUACGACAUAGAAGUUAUAUUGAGUAUGAUAGACAUAUCGGCAGAUCGUCUAGAAGACUUAAGAACACAAUGCGCUACCAGUGCCGAGCUAACCCAGCAAGAGAUUCGUACACUGGAAACUAAACUCGUGAAAAUGUUCUCCGAAUUGUUGAUUACCAAGGCUAAACUGCCAAAAGCAAUCACAUCAACUGGUUCAGAACUUAAACAAUGGUUACGCGUUGUAGGCCUUAGUCAAGAAUCACUCGAUGUUGUAUUGCAAAGAGUGAAUACGUUGGAAAUAUUACUAGAUAAAAAUGAUUGUGAACUUCGCGGAAUGUUGAAUUAUAAUUUGAAUAUUAGAGAAGAGGAGGUGCGUCGUUUUUUACGAGCAAUUUUCAACUUGAAGCGUUGCCGCGAAGCAAUUACAGUCGGUACAAAUGAACCAAUUGAAUUAUUUUGGGAUUCAUGGGAUCGACAUCAGAGUACAGCAAGUGCAUCUCCACGUUCAUCUCGUUUAACAUCUCGUUACCAACAACAUCAACAAUAUAACCGUAUGGUUAAUUCAAUCGCCGAAAAUCACGUUCAAACAGUAGAUAUCACAAUACGUGAUAAAGACACAACUGUCGAAAGGCAAAAUCAUUUAAUUUCACCCGAAGAUACCAGUGCCAGCACAUUAACACCAUCCCCAUCACCACCAAAUUCACCGAGCUAUGCACUAAUUGCCGCAAAAAUUAUCAAACGAAAUGGCACUCCACCAACGAGAAAAAGGAAUCAAGCCAUAGUAGUAACAAUGAAUCAAUCGAUGCAACCUAAUAACUCGUAUCAUCAAUAUUCGUAUCAGCAGCAAUUUACCCCUCCCACGACCAGCCCACAAUCACAUGUUUUGAAUAACAUUGAUCAAAAUUCACUUCCGAAAUCCCGUUCACAAGAAUCAAAAUGGAUGGAUGGUGGCAGUGUACAAGAUGUAAAUCGAAGCAGUAUUUCGAGCACAAAUAGUGUUUCAGUUAACUCAACAAAUCCAUCAAAUGCGAUUCAUAAACUCGAUAACUUCAAUUACUCGGUAUCCAUUAAUAAUACAACUGCGAAUUUACCAACGCCUAGGCGUGACAGACUACACACCGAACCAAACCCCGAGCAUUUCAAUGACAUAGCCGAUAACAGUUUGACGGUGCCUCGAUCACCAUGUACGCCUAUCAUAAUUCGUGGUAUGGCUCACAUGAUUGCUCAUCGUUUUACAAAGAAAUUGAAUAUGAUGCAUAAUUGUUAUUUGUGCAAUAAGACAAUGUUCAUCGGACUGAAAUGUAAAGAGUGUAAAUAUCGAUGUCAUAAAGAAUGUGAACCAUAUGUACCUCCAAGCUGUGGUUUGCCCCCAGCAUUUAUUGAUGAAUUUAAGAAAACCUUACCAUCAGACGUAUUUUUGCCAAACACAUCACCGAACAUGGUAAAAUCAGGUGGUUUUCUUUCAUCAGCCCGAAGAGAUCGACAUCGGUCGCAGGCAUUUACAAAUCAAUAUAUUGGUGCACCAGAUAGUAGUUCGGCUGGUUCGAGUUGUUCUUCGCCAUCAAGUCCAGCUUUACUAAUGGUUCCACCUCAUACUCCGGCUGCUUCGAAACAAACACAGUUUCAUUUUCCCGAUCUUGGUUGUGAUAUUGUAAAACAUCGCCUUACUGAUCAAAUUGAUAUGGCCAAAGAACAACAAAAACGUGUCGCUAUCGAUCGUACAUUUUCAACUGGUUUGACCGAUACAACGCGUAGUAACGGAAGUGACAAAACAGAUAAAACAAUAUCAUUGUCCGGUUCAAUAAGUGCUAGCACAGACUCCGUACGCUCUGACUCGACAGAAGAACGUGGUAAUGGGCAUUGGCCACGUCAAAAUAGUUUAUCACUCAAAGAAUGGGAUAUACCAUGGGAAGAUUUAAAACUUCUCGAAGAAAUUGGAUCUGGCCGUUUUGGUACAGUCCACCGUGGCCUCUGGCAUGGCGAUGUAGCUGUUAAAUUAUUUAAUGAAGGAUACUUAGAUGAUGAGCAUGCAUUAGAAGCAUUUAAACUCGAAAUUGCAACAUUUAAGAAGACUCGACACGAGAAUUUAGUACUUUUUAUGGGUUUUUGUAUGAAGCCACAAGCAAUGGUUACCUCUUUAUGCAAAGGAAAUACAUUAUUCACGCACAUCCAUUCUAGACGUGAUAAAUUUAAUUUGUAUCGCGCCAUUUUGGUUGCACAGCAAAUUUCGCAGGGCAUGGGUUAUUUACACGCGAAAGAAAUUAUUCACAAAGACUUGAAAACAAAAAAUAUUUUUUUGGAAAAUGGCAAAGUCGUCAUCACCGAUUUUGGUUUAUUUAGUACAACGAAACUGCGAUAUGCACCGGCCGGUCUAUUCAUUGAAGAAAAUAUGCUAUGCUAUUUAGCACCCGAGCUAAUAACCCAAUUACGUGCUGUUCGACCAACUAAGGAAAAUUUGCCAUUUUCCAAAGCAAGUGAUAUAUUCGCAUUUGGCACAAUUUGGUACGAACUACUUUGCGGUGAAUUUCCAUUCAAAGGCCAAGCCGCAGAGAGCACAAUCUAUCAAAUUGGUCGUGGAAUGAAAUAUACAUUGGCCAAUGUUCAAGUCUCACGUGAUGUCAAAGAUAUUUUAAUGCUUUGUUCGGCAUAUUGUUCAGCUGAUCGUCCUGACUUUGCAAAAUUGUUAACACUUUUAGAGCGUCUACCAAAAAAGAGACUAGCUAGAAGUCCAUCACAUCCGGUGCAACUAUCACGUUCAGCUGAAUCAGUAUUUUAAACCAUAGGAAAUUAAAAUGACAACAGAAAGCAUUUCAACAUCGAAACCCGACUGUAUAUAUAUAUUUAUUUUAUUGAAUUUAACGCCAAUUCACACAACCUACUAAAUGUCACUUUGAAACACUGAAACCAUUGUGAAAAAAUGUAUAAAAUCUAAAUUAUAAACAAUAGCAAAGUCAUUGCACAGUGUUACACGGACAAAGUAUCCAAUUGAUUAUUAUUAUUUCACAUCGUAUGUGAGUGUCUAUUUGUGAAUUUGUAAUGUAUAUGUUUAAUAAAUUGCAGUGAAAUAAUGAACUUUAAGGAAAAACUUCAACACAUAUAACUAAAAUUAAUUUUGUGAUUUACCUAUGUCUAAAUUAUUCACUAUUUAUUUUAA
Contarinia nasturtii (swede midge) is the source of this 3614-nucleotide messenger RNA. RefSeq names its product kinase suppressor of Ras 2-like. The transcript is spliced from 7 exons. Bases 420 to 3236 code for a protein of 938 amino acids. Gene Ontology annotation, molecular function: ATP binding; protein kinase activity. The record is from RefSeq and is a predicted model, not a curated record. Gene Ontology annotation, biological process: protein phosphorylation. NCBI's taxonomy places the organism in Eukaryota, Metazoa, Arthropoda, Insecta, Diptera, Cecidomyiidae.